Messenger RNA from Ruditapes philippinarum (Manila clam), 8652 nucleotides. RefSeq lists its product as uncharacterized. The transcript has 54 exons. Lineage: Eukaryota; Metazoa; Mollusca; Bivalvia; Venerida; Veneridae. Bases 209 to 8548 code for a protein of 2779 amino acids. The record is from RefSeq and is a predicted model, not a curated record.
UGUCCAAACAUCGUAAUGGUUAUUGCCUUUCUACAACUAUAAAUUACAUGCGGACAUCAUUCAUGAUAUACGUAUUUACAGAAAGUUAUAGCGGACAAAGUACAUCAAUCAUAUUUUGAAAUAUUUUGAAAUUGACACAUCCCACAUCUUUAAACAGAAACCUUUCGGAACUUUAUAGAAAUCCACUGAUGAAAACCUAGGAAAGAAAAUGUCCUGGUGUAUCAUUACGCUGUUGGUGACGACAGCGGUGUCGGCUGUGACGUCACAAGGAACGGGAAUAGACGGAAACUCCGGUGAUGUGAUAAACAAUAUGCUGGCAGGAGGUCAUGUUUCGUCCGACAAUCUCCUGAGUGCUAUUGGAAUCGGAGACAGGACCAACGCCCAGUCGGGAUCGUCAAGUCAAGCUGGCCCGAUGAAGAAGUUCACCCUAAAGGAUGUACAGACUAUGUUAGAUGGAGCCAAAAAUGGUUUCCGGUAUAAAUAUGACGGAACUGUUUCCAAUGACAUGAAUGAUGUAACCAUAACGGAAAGUCAACUCAUAGCAAUGCGUGACCAACUUAUACAGAUGGGCAGAGAAUCCACAACAAAACAAUUUUCUACGAAUGAGUUGCGCACCAUGAUAGACGGGAUGAACAAUGGUUUGUUUUAUAACCGACAAGGUCAGGUCACGACACAAGAAUCAGGUGAUGUAUUGUAUACACUGAAAGAGCUUCAAGAUCUACAAACACAAUAUCAAGCUGAAGAACAAGCUCUUCAACAAUUUAAAAUUGACGACAUCAGACGUAUAGCGAAAGGUAUGGAAAGUGGUCUGAAGUAUAAUUAUCAAGGUCAAAUUGCAUCUGAGGGUCAAAGGACAUUGUCUCAACCUGUACUUAGAAGAUAUCUACAACAGAUUGAAACUACAGCUGGGCCAUCUGGACUUCCUACAGAUGUGCAAACAAUGCCAGAUAUAAAUAAAGGAGGUAUAGAUUCAGGAAUAACUACGACAAAACAAUUUACAUUGGCCGAUCUUGAACGCAUGAAACAAGGUAUUAAAAAUGGUUUACAGUACAAUUAUCAAGGCCAAAUGGCUACACAAGGACAGGCAACUCUAACUGCGGGACAAAUAGAUGAGCUUAUAGCCAAACUGAAAGCAAAGGGUCCAAUGAUUGGCACUGGACAAAGCACCAGCUUCACGUUAAAUGAUAUUAACAGAAUGCUGUCAGGUAUGGACGGAGGAAUGUCGUACAAUUAUAUCGGACAGGAAGCUCAAGCAGGAGAGCAAACACUCACUAGAGAUUAUUUAACAAGACUAUUAAAUCAAUUAAAUCCACAAGGAGGAAUAACUACGACAAAACAAUUUACACUGGCCGAUCUUGAACGCAUGAAACAAGGUAUUACAACUGGUUUGAAGUACAACUAUCAAGGUCAAUUGGCUACUCAAGGUCAGGCAACUCUAACUGCGGGACAAAUAGAUGAGCUUAUAGCCAAACUGAAAGCAAAGGGUCCAAUGAUUGGCACUGGACAAAGCACCAGCUUUACGUUAAAUGAUAUUAACAGAAUGCUGUCAGGUAUGGACGGAGGAAUGUCGUACAAUUAUCUCGGACAGGAAGCUCAAGCAGGAGAGCAAACACUCACUAGAGAUUAUCUAACAAGACUAUUAAAUCAAUUAAAUUCACAAGGAGGAAUGGGAACAAUGCACCAAACUGCGCGAUUUACACUACAAGAUAUUGACAACAUGUUACAAGGAAUGGACCAAGGUCGGUCGUAUAACUACCAGGGUACCGAAGCAAAACCAGGAGAAUUGACGCUUACUAGAAAACAAUUAGAAAAGUUUAGAGCUGAGUUACAGGCGAAAAGUAUGGGUGGUUUGGUGACAACACCAAAGUUCACACUGAGAGAUUUAGAAAGAAUGUUUAGAGGUAUGGAUCAGGGGAUUAAAUAUAACUACAAUGGGCAAGAAGCUAAACGCGGCGACAAAAUACUCUCCCGAUUGCAGCUCAAUGAAUUUCUUGCAGACUUGAAUCGAAAAGGUAUGGGUGUUAUGCUAGAAACUGGGCAGUUUACCCUUCAAGAUAUUGACAGAAUGCUGACUGGAAUGGACAAUGGAUUUAUUUACAAUUAUAAUGGACAACAGGCACAACCAGGAGAAAAAACACUUUCAAGGAAUGAAUUAAACCAAUUUAAGAAAGAGUUAGCAGAAAAGGUUACUGGCAGAGAGUUUGGCACUAAAUAUUUUACAAUGGAUGACAUAUUUAAAAUGUUAGAAGGGAUGGAUAGAGGUUUAAAGUACAAUUAUCAAGGUACUAUCGCAAAGGAAGGAGAACAAGCUCUGACAAGAAAUCAGCUUGAACAACUGAUGUCAAGGAUAAACAAACAAGGUUCUGGAAAUCCAACUGAAGCCGUGCCGUUCACACGUGAGGAAAUAAAUAAAAUGCUUACUGGAAUGAAAAGCGGUUAUACAUAUAAUACAAAAGGUCUUGAAGCGAAGCCAGGGGAAGAAGUAUUGACGACAAAUAUAUUGAACAAAUACUUAUCAAGUCUGCGUCUUCCAGGUUAUCUACAGAAUAUGACAGGUCAGUUCUCCGUUGCUGAUCUAGAAAAUAUGAUAAAUGGUAUGCAAACUGGGCAGAAAUUCAACUAUCAAGGUCUGCCCGCUGCCACCGGGGAACCUUAUUUGUCAACAACAGAUCUCAAUCAUCUUUUGGAAAAGUUGCACUCUACAUCUGGAAUAAACCGAACUGGAACUAUAGAUACCACAGAAUAUUCCUCAAGUUCUAAUAAAAGUUCAGGCGGGCAAAUAAGCGGAACAGGUCCUAUGGGUGGCACUUUCGAAUCUACCUUUUCAAAAGAGUCGUCACAGUCUAAUACAUCUUCCGAAACUGUUUUUACUUUUGGAACGGGAGGUUCCAACGUGGUAGAUUUGAACCCUGUCGUUAAAGAUUCUGGACAUUUCCGUCGAGAAACAUCCCCCAUCGGUUCAGGCGAGAAUAUUCGGACAGAUUCUGGAAAAGUGUCUGGAUUUACUGAUAGCUUAAGAGAAAAAUCUGUGGGUGCAUCAAAUAAGAAACUAAAAAAUGCAACCAUUGUCAUAGCAGAAAAUGGAUCAACAACUAUUCAAGCUGACGAAGGAAGGUUGUUAAGCAAUAUCAAAGCAUCACAACGCAAAAAUGACUCAACUGCUAACACUAAAAAGGAUCGAACAAAAAGUAACAUUACAAAAGGACUUACUCAGAUUGGACAACUUGCUGACGAAAUUGGAACCGUGAACAUAAUCAUCCAUACUGGAUCUGAUUCACUUAGUACCGAUUCUAGCGAGAAAGGUGUGAGCGGCAGGCACGAAACUAUUGUAGAAAAAGACAUACGAGAGACGACGAACAUAACCGAAACAAGUCGGACACAUUUUAUUCAUUCAAAUACCUUGAUUCCCCGUUUCACGGUUGAAGAGAUUAGGCGAUUGAUGGAAGGUAUUAGACAGGGUUUGAGAUAUAAUCAACAAGGUGAACCAGCAAAGUCAGGAGAAAACCCUCUAACAAUGGAUCAGCUAAGCCAAUAUUUGUCAAAUGCGAAAACAAAAGACGAAAGCAGACCUGAUAUUCCGGCUUCUAGGUUUACAAGAGAUGAAAUUAUCCGUCUGAGAGAUGGCAUCAGUAAUGGUCAAGCUUAUAAUUAUAUGGGGUAUCCAGCAAAACCUGGCGAAAAAACACUCACAGUUGAAAUUCUCAACAGAUUACUUAAUGAUAUAAGUGCUACAGGAACACGAUAUACAAGAGAACAAAUCAAUAAAAUGAUAGAAGAUACGAAAAGAGGCCGAUAUUACAAUCGUGAUGGAAGCCUAGCUGUUGGAAAUGAACCAAGAAUGACUUUGGAUGAUCUCUAUAGAUACCUUCAAGAUAUUGAUACCACGGGUAACAUUCCAAAAUCACGAUUUACAAGAGAACAAAUCAACAGAAUGAUAGAAGAUACAAAAAGGGGUCGAUUUUAUAACCGGGAUGGAAAUCUAGCUGUUGCCAAUGAACCAAGAAUGACUUUAGAUGAUCUUAACAGACUACUUCAAAAUCUUGAUUACACAGGUCCUCAAAGAUCAAGAUUAACGCGGCAACAAAUUUUGAAUAUGAUCGAAGGUAUGAAAAGAGGUCUAUAUUAUAACCAAGAAGGAAAAGAAGUGCUUGGGAAUGAACCAAGGUUGACUUUGGAUGAUCUCAAUAGAUAUCUUCGAGAUUUUGAUAACACAGCAACAGUGCAAAGACCAAAAUUUACAAGAGAACAAAUCAAUAGAAUGAUUGAAGAUACGAACAGAGGUCGAUAUUAUAACCAAGACGGAAAACUAGUUGUCGGCAAUGAACCAAGAAUGACUUUGGACGAUCUUAAUAGAUAUCUUCAAGAGAUUGAUAGAAUAACAGGUAUACAAAGACCAAAAUUUACCAGAGAACAAAUCAAUAGAAUGAUCGAAGAUACGAAUAGAGGUCGAUAUUAUAACAAAGAAGGAAAACUAGUUGUCGGCAAUGAACCAAGAAUGACAUUGGACGAUCUUAAUAGAUAUCUUCAAACUAUUGAUAGAACUAGUGAUAUUCCGAGAUCAAAAUUUACAAGAGAACAAAUUAAUAGAAUGAUUGAUGAUACAAGAAGAGGUCGAUUUUAUAACAAAGAAGGAAAUCUUGCAGUUGGCAAUGAGCCAAGAAUGACUUUGAACGAUCUUAAUAGAUACCUACAAACUCUGGAAUAUACAACAGGUAUACAAAGACCAAAAUUUACUAGGGAACACAUCAAUCGAAUGAUCGAAGAUAUGAACAGAGGUCGAUAUUAUAACCAAGACGGAAAACUAGUUGUCGGCAAUGAACCAAGAAUGACUUUGGACGAUCUUAAUAGAUAUCUUCAAACAAUCGAUAAAACAACAGGUAUACAAAGACCAAAAUUUACUAGAGAACAAAUCAAUAGAAUGAUUGAAGAUACGAACAGAGGUCGAUAUUAUAACCAAGAAGGAAAACUAGUUGUCGGCAAUGAACCAAGAAUGACAUUGGACGAUCUUAAUAGAUAUCUUCAAACUAUUGAUAGAACUAGUGAUAUUCCGAGAUCAAAAUUUACAAGAGAACAAAUAAAUAGAAUGAUUGAUGAUACGAGAAGAGGUCGAUUUUAUAACAAAGAAGGAAAUCUUGCAGUUGGCAAUGAACCAAGAAUGACUUUGGACGAUCUUAAUAGAUACCUACAAACUCUGGAAUAUACAACAGGUGUACAAAGACCAAAAUUUACUAGAGAACAAAUCAAUAGAAUGAUUGAAGAUACGAACAGAGGUCGAUAUUAUAACCAAGAAGGAAAACUAGUUGUCGGCAAUGAACCAAGAAUGACAUUGGACGAUCUUAAUAGAUAUCUUCAAACAAUUGAUAGAACAACAGGUAUACAAAGACCAAAAUUUACAAGAGAACAAAUCAAUAGAAUGAUUGAAGAUACGAACAGAGGUCGAUAUUAUAACCUUGACGGAAAACUAGUUGUCGGCAAUGAACCAAGAAUGACAUUGGACGAUCUUAAUAGAUAUCUUCAAACUAUUGAUAGAACUAGUGGUAUUCCGAGAUCAAAAUUUACAAGAGAACAAAUUAAUAGAAUGAUUGAUGAUACGAGAAGAGGUCGAUUUUAUAACAAAGAAGGAAAUCUUGCAGUUGGCAAUGAACCAAGAAUGACUUUGGACGAUCUUAAUAGAUACCUGCAAACUCUGGAAUAUACAACAGGUAUUCAAAGACCAAAAUUUACUAGAGAACAAAUCAAUAGAAUGAUCGAAGAUACGAACAGAGGUCGAUAUUAUAACCAAGACGGAAAACUAGUUGUCGGCAAUGAACCAAGAAUGACUUUGGACGAUCUUAAUAGAUAUCUUCAAACAAUUGAUAGAACAACAGGUAUACAAAGACCAAAAUUUACCAGAGAACAAAUCAAUAAAAUGAUUGAAGAUACGAACAGAGGUCGAUAUUAUAACCAAGAAGGAAAACUAGUUGUCGGCAAUGAACCAAGAAUGACAUUGGACGAUCUUAAUAGAUAUCUUCAAACAAUUGAUAGAACAACAGGUGUACAAAAACCAAAAUUUACUAGAGAACAAAUCAAUAGAAUGAUUGAAGAUACGAACAGAGGUCGAUAUUAUAACAAAGAAGGCAAACUAGUUGUCGGCAAUGAACCAAGAAUGACAUUGGACGAUCUUAAUAGAUAUCUUCAAACUAUUGAUAGAACUAGUGGUAUUCCGAGAUCAAAAUUUACAAGAGAACAAAUUAAUAGAAUGAUUGAUGAUACGAGAAGAGGUCGAUUUUAUAACAAAGAAGGAAAUCUUGCAGUUAGCAAUGAACCAAGAAUGACUUUGGACGAUCUUAAUAGAUACCUGCAAACUCUGGAAUAUACAACAGGUAUUCAAAGACCAAAAUUUACUAGAGAACAAAUCAAUCGAAUGAUCGAAGAUACGAACAGAGGUCGAUAUUAUAACCAAGACGGAAAACUAGUUGUCGGCAAUGAACCAAGAAUGACUUUGGACGAUCUUAAUAGAUAUCUUCAAACAAUUGAUAGAACAACAGGUAUACAAAGACCAAAAUUUACCAGAGAACAAAUCAAUAAAAUGAUUGAAGAUACGAACAGAGGUCGAUAUUAUAACCAAGAAGGAAAACUAGUUGUCGGCAAUGAACCAAGAAUGACAUUGGAUGAUCUUAAUAGAUAUCUUCAAACAAUUGAUAGAACUAGUGAUAUUCCGAGAUCAAAAUUUACAAGAGAGCAAAUUAAUAGAAUGAUUGAUGAUACGAGAAGAGGUCGAUUUUAUAACAAAGAAGGAAAUCUUGCAGUUGGCAAUGAACCGAGAAUGACUUUGGACGAUCUUAAUAGAUACCUGCAAACUCUGGAAUAUACAACAGGUAUACAAAGACCAAAAUUUACUAGAGAACAAAUCAAUAGAAUGAUCGAAGAUAUGAAUAGAGGUCGAUAUUAUAACCAAGAAGGAAAACUAGUUGUCGGCAAUGAACCAAGAAUGACAUUGGACGAUCUUAAUAGAUAUCUUCAAACAAUUGAUAGAACAACAGGUAUACAAAAACCGAAAUUUACUAGAGAACAAAUCAACAGAAUGAUUGAUGAUACGAACAGAGGUCGAUAUUAUAACCAAGACGGAAAACUAGCUGUCGGCAAUGAACCAAGAAUGACUUUGGAUGAUCUUAAUAGAUAUCUUCAAACAAUUGAUAGAACAACAGGUGUACAAAGACCAAAAUUUACAAGAGAACAAAUCAAUAGAAUGAUUGAAGAUACGAACAGAGGUCGAUAUUAUAAUCAAGACGGAAAACUAGUUGUCGGCAAUGAACCUAGAAUGACUUUGGAUGAUCUUAAUAGAUAUCUUCAAACAAUUGAUAGAACAACAGGUAUACAAAGACCAAAAUUUACAAGAGAACAAAUCAAUAGAAUGAUUGAAGAUACGAACAGAGGUCGAUAUUAUAACCAAGACGGAAAACUAGCUGUCGGCAAUGAACCAAGAAUGACUUUGGACGAUCUUAAUAGAUAUCUUCAAACAAUUGAUAGAACAACAGGUAUACAAAGACCAAAAUUUACAAGAGAACAAAUCAAUAGAAUGAUUGAAGAUACGAACAGAGGUCGAUAUUAUAACCAAGAAGGAAAACUAGUUGUCGGCAAUGAACCAAGAAUGACUUUGGACGAUCUAAAUAGAUAUCUUCAAACAAUUGAUAGAACAACAGGUAUACAAAGACCAAAAUUUACAAGAGAACAAAUCAAUAGAAUGAUUGAAGAUACGAACAGAGGUCGAUAUUAUAACCAAGAGGGAAAACUAGUUGUCGGCAAUGAACCAAGAAUGACAUUGGAUGAUCUUAAUAGAUAUCUUCAAACGAUUGAUAGAACAAGUAUACAAAGACCAAAAUUUACCAGAGAACAAAUCAAUAGAAUGAUUGAAGAUACGAACAGAGGUCGAUAUUAUAACCAAGAAGGAAAACUAGUUGUCGGCAAUGAACCAAGAAUGACUUUGGACGAUCUUAAUAGAUAUUUUCAAGAAAUUGCAGAUAUACAAAGACCAAAAUUUACUAGAGAACAAAUCAACAGAAUGAUUGAAGAUACGAACAGAGGUCGAUAUUAUAACCAAGACGGAAAACUAGCUGUCGGCAGUGAACCAAGAAUGACUUUGGACGAUCUUAAUAGAUAUCUUCAAACUAUUGAUAGAACAACAGGUAUACAAAGACCGAAAUUUACUAGAGAACAAAUCAAUAGAAUGAUUCAAGAUACGAACAGAGGUCGAUAUUAUAACCUAGACGGAAAACUAGCUGUCGGCAAUGAACCAAGAAUGACAUUGGACGAUCUUAAUAGAUAUCUUCAAGAUAUUGGUAGAACAACAGGUAUACAAAGACCAAAAUUUACAAGAGAACAAAUCAACAGAAUGAUUGAUGAUACGAACAGAGGUCGAUAUUAUAACCAAGACGGUAAACUAGUUGUCGGCAAUGAACCAAGAAUGACUUUGGACGAUCUUAAUAGAUAUCUUCAAACUAUUGAUAGAACAACAGGUAUACAAAGACCAAAAUUUACAAGAGAACAAAUCAAUAGAAUGAUUGAAUGAUACGAACAGAGGUCGAUAUUAUAACCAAGACGGUAAACUAGCUGUCGGCAAUGAACCAAGAAUGACUUUGGACGAUCUUAAUAGAUAUCUUCAAACUAUUGAUA